Molecule: messenger RNA, 1633 nt
Organism: Ziziphus jujuba (common jujube)
Lineage: Eukaryota; Viridiplantae; Streptophyta; Magnoliopsida; Rosales; Rhamnaceae
Product: 28 kDa ribonucleoprotein, chloroplastic
Exons: 6
Coding region: 104-1054 (316 amino acids)
Cellular component (GO): cytosol
Molecular function (GO): mRNA binding
Source: RefSeq, a predicted model, not a curated record
CGAGCAAAAGACGUGUUCGCAAAACACAGAGAGACUUGUCUCUUUGCUUCAAGAGCUUCGAAGAGAGAGAGAGAGAGAGAGAGAGAGAGAGAGGACGCUGGCUAUGGCUUCACUUCGGCUUCUCUGCUCUCCGGCAGCAACCUGCUUCGGCUCUGAACAACAACUCUCUCUUGUACCUCCUUCUUCUUCACUGCUUGGCCCACACUCCAUCUCCAAAAGCUCACAAUCCCAUCCAUCUUUUUCUUGCUCUCUUUCUUCCAUCUUUGCUCUCUCUCAAACACGCACUCUUUCACUUCCUUCUAGGACUAAAAGACGGAGCAAUUUUGUUUUCCAACUCUCUUCUACCGCACAAGAGCAGGUUCUUGAGUCUCCUCCGGUUACUCCUGCAAAUGACGAUGGUGAAGAAGCUGAGCCGGAGACUGAGGGAUUUUCUAAAACCAGAUUGAUUGCCCAGAACGUACCUUGGACUUCUACACAUGAAGACAUUCGUAGUCUGUUCGAGAAGUACGGAACGGUCCUGGACGUUGAGCUUUCGAUGUAUAACAAGACCAAAAACAGGGGUUUGGCAUUUGUUUCAAUGGGUUCCCCUGAGGAGGCUCUUGCUGCUCUCAAAAAUCUCGAAUCGUAUAAAUUGGAAGGUCGUACUAUAAAGGUCGAUUAUGCAAGAGCAAAAAAGAAAGUUGCCACUCCUGUGCAACCCAAGCCAUCAGUGACAUUCAAUUUGUUUGUUGCAAAUUUGUCAUAUGAGGCAAGGGCUAAAGACCUCAGAGAGUUCUUUAAUUCAGAGGGUAGCAGUGUUGUUUCAGCGGAAGUUAUAUUCCACGAAAAUCCAAGAAGGUCCUUGGGAUAUGGAUUUGUGGCCUUCAAAUCCAAGAAAGAGGCUGAGGAAGCUCUUUCUAAUUUUCAAGGAAAGAUGUUUAUGGGAAGACCAAUCCGAGUGGCACGUAGUAAACAAUUUGUCAAGCAAUUAACAGAAGAGACCAAACAAUCUGAGGAUACUGCAAACGAAUUGAACUCUGGUGUGGAGCAAGCAGAAACAGCUAAUAGUAAUUAGAAGUGAAUUUCUGGACCACAAUUACAUUUCUUCUUUCCAUGGUUUAGUAGGCAUGUUUUCUAUAGGAGAAAAUUUUGGUGCUGGCUACUUUUCUGCGCUAUUGUUUUAUCUUUUUGCCCUGGAAUCAUCCUCGAUUACUCUGCAGUUUGAUUUUUCUGUCCUGCUUGUUGGUAACACUGAAACCCAUGGAUAUCACUCUGUAUGCAGUUGAACUUGCUUGUCAACUUCAACAUCUUCUACUGGGAUUGAAUAUGCAACCUUUAAUAUAAUUCUGUACAACCUCUCUCACUCUCUCUCUCUCUCCUUUAUGGGUGAGGUGCAUGCUUGGUUUUGCAGGUUUAGUUGUAUUUUAGGUGUUAUAGUUCCCGAGCAAUCUCUCAUCAAGUUUGGAUGAUGUGAUCUGCAUGUUUCACCAUGAAAUAUUUUGGAGUCCAUUUUUGUAAUUGUUUAUAUAUAUAUAUAUAUAUAUAUAUAUAUGUAACGUCUGCUUACUCUCUUAUCUUAUUAAAUUAACUGAGAAAAGUACUUGGAAUUAUGAAUCAAAAGUUUGAUUGAAAUAGAGAUAUAUCCUUUUGAUGA